AUGACAGAUAAGCUCUUUUUACAACGACGACAAGUAGCCAUGCAAAACUCAAGUUUGAAAUUACUUUCACGUGCAAUAAAAGCGUGUGUACGAUCUCAAAGCACAAAUCCGUAUUCAUCACGAUGGGUCGUCUCUCAUAUCGAUCAACAGCUUCACACCAUUUCAACACCCAACAUUUGUUUGAUUGGUGAUCAGAAGUUACGUAUCAAAAAUGAGCCUAUUUCCGAUGUGAACGACAAAGAGUUCCUUCGUCAAAAACUACUCUUGCACAAAGCAUUAGAUCAGUUUCGAAAAGUGAAUGGUUUCGGUCGUGGAAUGAGUGCAAAUCAAGUUGGUAUUAACUUACAAGUCAUUGCACUCAAUCUUGGCUAUGGAUCGUUUAGUCUGAUCAAUCCAAAAAUUGUAUGGCAAUCAGUAGAUGAUCGUAUAACGUUGUGGGAUGACUGUAUGAGUAUUCCACAAAUGAUGAUUAAGAAACAACGAUAUAAACAUGUCUCCAUCAGCUAUUUGGAUGAUGAUGGAAACAAGCAAAUAUGGAAUGAAUUGCCAGUAUGUGUCAGUGAAUUGUUACAGCAUGAAAUUGAUCACAUCAAUGGAAUAUUAGCCACAGAUGAGCCGUGGAAAGAUGCAAACAGCAAUGACUGGAUAAUAAGUAUGAAUGAAUAUAGAAAACACAAACAGUAUUUUGAUGGGCAAGUUGAUUAUUCUAUUCAGGCCACAGUCUAA
Molecule: messenger RNA, 726 nt
Organism: Didymodactylos carnosus
Lineage: Eukaryota; Metazoa; Rotifera; Eurotatoria; Philodinida; Philodinidae
Source: the annotation of a GenBank genome assembly